Messenger RNA from Drosophila navojoa, 2034 nucleotides. RefSeq names its product TBP-associated factor 6 (gene Taf6). NCBI's taxonomy places the organism in Eukaryota, Metazoa, Arthropoda, Insecta, Diptera, Drosophilidae. The record is from RefSeq and is a predicted model, not a curated record. Gene Ontology annotation, molecular function: protein heterodimerization activity; RNA polymerase II general transcription initiation factor activity; transcription coactivator activity. Gene Ontology annotation, biological process: RNA polymerase II preinitiation complex assembly; transcription initiation at RNA polymerase II promoter. Gene Ontology annotation, cellular component: SLIK (SAGA-like) complex; SAGA complex; transcription factor TFIID complex.
UAUGUCGUAGUAGGGUGAAAAAAAUUGUUUAUUUAUAAAAAUGAGUAAUAAACUGUUAAAAAGUAGUAGCCCUGCCAGCAGUAUGCUGUAUGGCUCCAGCAUAUCAGCUGAAUCAAUGAAAGUAAUUGCUGAAAGCAUCGGUGUGGGUUCCCUAUCCGAUGACGCCGCCAAAGAGCUAGCUGAAGAUGUUUCCAUUAAGCUGAAGCGGAUUGUACAGGAUGCCGCCAAAUUCAUGCACCAUGCCAAGCGGCAAAAGCUAUCAGUCAAAGACAUUGAUAUGUCGCUGAAGGUGCGCAAUAUUGAGCCGCAAUAUGGGUUCAUGACCAAGGAUUUUAUACCUUUCCGAUUUGCGUCCGGCGGCGGUCGCGAACUACAUUUUACAGAGGAUAAAGAGAUUGACUUAAACGAGAUCACUGCAAAUAGCUCAAUCAAAAUACCACUUGAUCUGACGUUGCGCUCCCAUUGGUUCGUUGUGGAGGGAAUACAACCCACCGUGCCGGAAAAUCCACCACCCCUCUCCAAAGACUCGCAGCUCGUGGACUCUGUCAAUCCUGUCAUCAAACUAGACCAAGGCCUGAACAAAGAUGCCGCUGCAAAGCCAACCACUGGCAAAAUACACAAGCUUAAGAACGUGGAAACCAUACAUGUCAAACAGUUGGCCACGCAUGAGCUGUCAGUGGAACAGCAGCUGUACUACAAAGAGAUCACCGAAGCCUGUGUCGGAUCGGAUGAGCCUCGUCGUGCCGAGGCGCUGCAGUCGCUCGGCUCUGAUCCAGGUCUUCAUGAAAUGCUGCCCCGCAUGUGCACCUUCAUUGCCGAGGGCGUUAAAGUUAAUGUUGUUCAGAAUAAUUUAGCACUUUUGAUUUAUUUGAUGCGCAUGGUGCGCGCUCUGCUGGAUAAUCCAUCGCUCUUCCUGGAGAAAUAUCUGCACGAGCUGAUACCAUCUGUUAUGACCUGCAUUGUGUCCAAGCAGCUGUGCAUGCGUCCAGAGCUCGACAAUCAUUGGGCCUUGCGUGACUUUGCCUCCCGUCUCAUGGCGCAGAUCUGCAAAACCUUCAACACGCUCACAAAUAAUCUGCAAACUCGUGUCACACGCAUCUUUAGCAAAGCUCUGCAGAAUGAUAAAACGCAUUUGUCAUCGCUCUAUGGCUCCAUUGCGGGUCUCUCGGAGCUGGGUGGCGAGGUGAUCAAAGUGUUUAUCAUACCACGCUUGAAAUUCAUCUCGGAACGCAUCGAGCCACAUCUGCUAGGCACCUCAAUGAGCAAUACGGAUAAAACAGCCGCUGGUCACAUACGAGCCAUGCUUCAGAAAUGUUGCCCGCCCAUCUUGAAGCAAAUGCGUAACCCACCGGACAUUGCUGAGGAGUACAAAAUGGACUAUGGUUUUUUGGGUCCUUCGCUGUGCCAAGCUGUGGUCAAAGUGCGCAAUGCACCAGCCAGUAGCGCCGUAGUGCUAGCCUCCAGCAGCAUCAAUACGGCGCCCAUAACAAGCGCUGCCCAAACCGCGACAGCCAUUGGACGCGUCUCUAUGCCGAAUUCUCAGAGACAAGGCAGUCCCGUGGUAACCGCCCUACCGCAAAUACGCGCCAUUCAAGCCAAUCAGCCGGCGCAGAAGUUUGUGAUUGUCACCCAGAAUUCGCCGCAGCAGUCGCAGGCGAAGUUGGUGCGUCGUGGCAGCUCACCGCACGGUGUGGUGCUGUCAUCGUCCUCGGCGAACGGCGCCAAUGCCUCCAAUUCGAAUUCAUCGUCGACAGGCGCUGGACAGUCGACAGGCGUUGGAGGUAGCAACAGCGGUGGAGCCAAUGUCGGCGGAACCGGCGGUGGUGCAAAUAGUUUGCUAACAGCGCGCAGCAGUAAUGAUAAUAGCAUCGUGGAUGACAAUUCGUUGAUCAUUGAAACGGAAAUAGUGCGCGCACCGCCCGAACUGGAUGAUUUAUCGCAUCUGGAGUAGCCUUAUUCCUCACAGCCACACGUCGUUUAGUUAUUUAAGAACUGAAGUUAGUUAAUAAACACAGGCAUUGACCAGCAAGCCAA